AUGUCUUCUAAGAUUGUUCAAGAUGCAGUUCAUGGUGUAAUAGAGCUGGAGUCACUAGCUGUUCAGUUGAUCGAUUCUCCUGAAUUCCAGCGUCUUCGAGAAAUAAAGCAAUUAGGUAUUGCUUAUUUUGUUUUUCCAAGUUGUCAACAUUCGCGAUUUGAACAUUCGAUUGGUACUUAUCAUAUGGCCAAAAAGCUACUUGAGACUAUUCACAAUGAUAAAAAUUACUCGGGUCCAGCUUUGAGCUCCUCAGAACAGUUAGCCAUUAGAAUCGCUGCCUUGUGCCAUGAUUUAGGUCAUGGACCUUUUUCUCAUUUAUGGGAAGAGUUCGUCAAAAGGGGCGGGUCAGAAUAUAGUGAAUAUAACCAUGAAACAAUUAGUGGGCAUGUACUUUAUCAAAUUAUUUGUUCAAAACCUACCCUACAAAGUGAAUUAAAUAAUCUUGGCGUUGAUAUGAAUCUCAUACGCAGUCUGAUACUAGGUGAUACUAGUACUGUAUUAUCACAACAGGAUUCAUUGAAGAAUAAAUCAUUUAUUUAUGAGAUUCUCUCCAAUAGUUUAAAUGGUAUGGAUGUUGACAAAUGGGAUUAUCUACUCCGAGAUUGUCUGCAUUCUGGUUUGGGAGCUAGUGGGACUAGUGUGGAUAUUGAUAGAUUUUUAAGAUUUUACCGACCAUUUCUACAUACUGAUAAAGACAAAGGCGACGAGAAUGAAUCAAAAUGUUGGCAUUUAUCAUUUAGAGAUACAGAAUUGGAAAAUUUGCUUCGAACAUUCAGUUUACGACAGCAUCUUCAUCAAAAAGUUUAUCAACAUAAAACAGUGACAGCUAUUUCUGCUAUGAUUAUUGAUGCUCUUGAAUUAAUAGAACCUGUACUUAAUCUUCGAUCCAUUAGCAUGAACGCAUUAAAAUAUCAGAAUCCAGAUAGUUUGAAUGAUUUUCUUAAACUCCAUGAUUCACUUUUGUGGGAUGUUUUUUAUGGACGAGGAUCAUUAUCAAGAGUUACUUCGGAAAAUUUUCUUCCUCGAAUUCAACAAGCACAGUCUCUAAUACGUCGUAUUUUAAAUCGAGAUCUGUAUACCUAUAUUGAUAGUGUAUAUGAAAUGACAUACUAUGCACCAAUUGGUGAAAAUAACAGUCACCCACAUUCUUUCAAUCCCAAAAAGUUCCCUGAUUUAAUCAAUGAAGUAGCAACUGAAUCAUUAACAUUACGAUCGAUGGGGUUAGGACUAGGUCCUAGAAAAAGUCUAUGCUAUGAACCAAUUCCACCUCAUUACAGGGCAUUCGGGGUGACGUCAAAUAAUAAAAGAAAACAUUCCAAAGAAUCCAUUCUUACUGAAAUAUUCAGGAGACUUCCUCAGGACUCUGGGAUCCGAGAUAUAGAUGAUCUAUUGGUAACAGAAUCUAGGUUCUCUUCAAACAGUACUCUCAAAUCUCCCAGAUUUUACUUUUAUACACGUUCAGGGAAUACUUUUACCUACAGCGAACCGUUACGUGUUAUACGAGCAUACCGUCUUUAUUGGCGCAGGACUAAUUCUCCUCUAAAAUCUUCGAUAUACUGCCCUGUUACAUGCUUAACGGAAGCAUUUAACCAAUGGCAUCAAGAGAUGAUUGAAGAUAGACAUGGUGCAGAAAGUGAUUAG
Schistosoma guineensis is the source of this 1641-nucleotide messenger RNA. The record is from the annotation of a GenBank genome assembly. NCBI's taxonomy places the organism in Eukaryota, Metazoa, Platyhelminthes, Trematoda, Strigeidida, Schistosomatidae.